Medicago truncatula (barrel medic) is the source of this 1605-nucleotide messenger RNA. RefSeq names its product UPF0481 protein At3g47200. The transcript has 2 exons. The record is from RefSeq and is a predicted model, not a curated record. The coding region runs from base 395 to 1456 and encodes 353 amino acids. NCBI's taxonomy places the organism in Eukaryota, Viridiplantae, Streptophyta, Magnoliopsida, Fabales, Fabaceae.
ACCAAUUACAGCUUCACAAUAUCAUCACCAUUUAUCUUGGAAUAUAAAACAAGACCAACCUUCACAAUGAGACCAAUCCAAAAGCAAUAUUGAGAGAGUGGAGUUGAGAUCUGUUCCAAGUUAACCAAAACUACUAAAGAUUAAUACUUCAUUAUUUCAACAUUCAGAAAAUGGAGGCAAAAGCAAAUGGUUAUGUGCAACUGAAGAAUGAAUUGAUUGAAAUGCUUGAAAGAGUGGUUCUUCCAGAAGUGUCUCGAAUCAAUGAGCAAUACAUCUAUAAAGUAUCACAAAAAAUUCGCCAACAUAAUCCACAAGCUUAUACGCCUCAAAUUAUUUAAUUGGUCCUUUUCACAAUCCACAUGGCUCAAUUAGUGACAACAACAUUUUGCAUCAAAUGGAAGAACUCAAACUCAAAUAUCUCAAGGGAUUUCUAACUAGAACACAUCUGUGUGUGGUUGAUUUUGUUCUAAAACUUCAAGAGUGGGAAAGUAGAAUUCGAGGUUGUUAUGCAGGGCUUGAUAGCUUUAACAACAACGAUUUCUUAAAAAUCAUUAUAAUUGAUGCAUGCUUCAUAAUUGAACUUUUUCUUAGAUGUUAUUUUAGAAACGCAUAUUGUUUGAAAAAUGACCCUAUAUUAUCAAAACCUUGGUUACUUGAUGACAUUAUUCGUGACUUAGUAUUACUUGAAAACCAGCUACCCUAUUUUGUUCUUGAAGACAUAUACAAAUUAGCUGGUUUAAAUCCUGAAUUUCCCUCAUUUACUACAAUUACUAUACAUUAUUUUCAACAUUUCAACGUACAGAACAUAAACUCAGAAAGAGCGCAAUGUCCAAAACACUUCACAGAUCUUCUAAGAACAUUUUUGCUGCCAUUAUCAUUUGAUUUUGUACAAGAAGUGGGAAAUGCAAUUGAACAUGUAUACAGUGUGAGCCAAUUAUCAGAAGCAGGAUUAGUAUUUCAAGUAAGUGAAAGUAAAUGCUUACUUGACUUGGAAUUUGAUAAGGGCGUCUUGAAAAUGCCAUGCUUUCAUGUUUAUGAUUCAACAGAGAUGUACAUGAGGAAUAUAUUGGCAUUUGAAGAAUGUAACUAUUCAGGUCAAAACUACAUUACUCAGUACUUAAUUAUGUUAGAUUUUCUUAUUAAUAGCGAAAAGGAUGUGAGCAUCUUAGUUGAAAAGGGAAUUAUUGUCAACUGGAUGGGUGAUGCUAAUGCAUUGGAUACAAUGAUCAACAAUCUUUGCAAAAAUAUCUCAAUGUAUAGAUUCAAUUCAAAAUAUCGAUCUCUAUGCAAGGGGUUAAAUGGUUUCUAUGAAAACCCUAGGAAUAAAUAUAAGGCUAUCUUUGUUCAUGAGUACUUCAACACUCCUUGGAAAAUAGCUUCAACUAUUACUGCUGUAUUGCUGCUUCUGUUUACUUUCAUCCAGGCUGUAUGUUCGAUCUGGUCAUUAUUUAAAUAAUGAUACAAUUAAUAUUAUGUAAUAUGUUAAUCCUUAGCUACUUUGCAAAUUACAAUGUCCCUUGUUAGUACAUCGAUUUUCUUACUAGUUUUUCUUGGGUGCAAUGGAGAAUUCAAAACUACACUGAUUAUACAUUAUUGUUGGAUUUA